Messenger RNA from Vitis riparia (riverbank grape), 2613 nucleotides. Its product is annotated as COBRA-like protein 4. The record is from RefSeq and is a predicted model, not a curated record. Bases 832 to 2220 code for a protein of 462 amino acids. NCBI's taxonomy places the organism in Eukaryota, Viridiplantae, Streptophyta, Magnoliopsida, Vitales, Vitaceae. The transcript has 6 exons. Gene Ontology annotation, biological process: plant-type cell wall cellulose biosynthetic process; cellulose microfibril organization. Gene Ontology annotation, cellular component: plasma membrane.
UCCCGGAAAAACUAGACCCAGGCUGCCAACCCACAAGUCUGUUCAUGGAUUUGGGUUGGCAUGGCAUACUGCACAAGGGCUAAUGGAAGUAGGUCGACCCACCAUGCAUAUUCCUUUCACUGGUUGCACACAAUCUGAUUGUUACGGAUUUAUUAUGGGGAUUUAAUUCAUUAACCCAGUAACAACCCAAAUCCAAUUGAUCUAUGAGACAAUGAGUGAAGGUUAUAAAUGACAUAAACCUAGAAAAAUAGUACUAUCCUCUCGUCAUUUUAGGUGCAUUAGCAAAUCCAGUCAACUAUCUUGCUGUUAGCUAUGGAGGAAUUACUCUAGAAUCAGAGACACAAAAUUGAUCUGAAUAAAAAGGAAACCUGAUUUGAUGAACGAAAAAGAUGGAAAUUGAGUCAUUUCCGGUGUAUUUUUGUUGGGAUUUGGGGGUAGUUGACCUUGCAUAUCCAUUAGAGAUUGAAUGAUGAUCGAAUGGGCUCAAGCACACAGAGUUUAAGUACCAGUCUUUGUCAGAGAGUAGUAUGCAUGAUUUUAACAUGUUCUCAUGCUCACAUGAACUUCAUACCAUCUGAUCAUCACUGCCCAGGACAUGACCCUUGAGCUGUUUUGUUCAAACGUCUAAGACGCUUCAAGAUGCAGGAACUGAAGCAAAGAAAAAUGAGAGAGACAUGAAAAUGUUACAUGAUGAAGUACCUAACGCCCAUUAGGUGAGCCAUCUCCAUACACUCAUUUUCAUUGUAGACUCCUAUUCCCUUUUUAUAACAUACUGCUGCCUUCUUUGAGUGUCACCGGAGAGCUUUUGAUCCCGGUGAACUUAUUUUUGUCAUGGAAUUCAAUAAUUCUGCAAACCCAGUUCACCAUACUCCCUUCGAAGCUAAAGAUCGUUGCCAAUGGCAGGACUGUUACUCAUUCAGGGAGUUGAAGCACAUUUUCUCAGUUAUCAUAUUUUUCAUGAUGGUUUCUCAUGCAAUUGCCUAUGAUCCACUGGAUCCAACCGGAAACAUAACAAUAAAAUGGGAUGUUGUGUCUUGGACCCCAGAUGGUUAUGUGGCUCUGGUGACUAUGAACAACUUCCAAAUGUACCGGCACAUCAUGACCCCUGGCUGGACCCUAUCAUGGUCAUGGGCUAAGAAAGAAGUGAUCUGGUCAAUGGUGGGAGCCCAAACAACAGAGCAAGGAGACUGUUCCAAGUUCAAAGCGAACAUACCACACUGCUGUGAGAAAACCCCAACAGUUGUUGACUUGCUUCCUGGAGUUCCUUACAACCAACAAAUUGCCAAUUGUUGCAAGGCUGGUGUGGUGGCCGCCUGGGGGCAGGAUCCUGCAGGAUCAGUCUCCUCCUUUCAGGUGAGCGUUGGGCAAGCUGGGACUUCAAACAAAACAGUGAAACUUCCCAAGAAUUUCACUUUGCUUGGUCCAGGACCAGGAUACACUUGUGGCCCUGCCAAAAUUGUCCCCUCCACCGUCUACUUGACUCCUGAUCAUAGACGAAAAACUCAAGCAAUGAUGACUUGGAAUGUUACCUGCACCUAUUCUCAGUUUCUGGCGUCCAAAAACCCCACCUGUUGUGUUUCCUUCUCAAGUUUUUACAAUGAUACCAUGACCCCAUGCCCAUCCUGCGCGUGUGGUUGCCGCAACAAGAACAUGUGUAUCUCAAGUGACUCAAAGAAACUGAAGGCGUUACACAAUCCAAAGAGGAGCAAUACACCAUUGCUACAAUGCACACACCAUAUGUGUCCCAUACGGGUGCACUGGCAUGUCAAGCUCAACUACAAGGAUUAUUGGCGAGUGAAGAUCGCCAUUACUAAUUUUAACUAUCGGAUGAAUUAUACACAGUGGACACUUGUUGCACAGCAUCCCAAUCUCAACAAUGUCACACAAGUAUUUAGCUUUGAUUACAAGCCUCUUGUCCCCUAUGAAUCCAUAAAUGACACUGGUAUGUUCUAUGGCAUGAAAUUCUACAAUGACCUACUAGUGGAAGCUGGACAGCAUGGAAAUGUCCAGUCUGAGGUGCUUCUUCAGAAGAACAAGGAUACAUUUACUUUCAAGCAGGGAUGGGCAUUCCCUCGAAAAGUUUAUUUUAAUGGUGAUGAGUGCAAGCUGCCCCCGCCUGAUACAUAUCCAUUUUUACCAAACUCUGCCCAUGCAAAUCCAUUUGCCUUUUGGACAAUGGCAGCUCCUCUGCUUUUGAUGAUACUGUACACCAUUUGGUGAUACUUCUAAGAGAAGAGAGGUAGCUUUUGGAAAUCUUUGAGGCAUAAAAUGCAGGGUGGUUUUGAAGGCAGGUUUAUGAUAUCACAAUGUCCAUAAGCUGUAGAAGAGAUUUUCAAUUGGAUAUUUCAAUCAUACAGAUGUUACAUGAGGGAGUUGAGCUUGCAGAUAAAUAAACUAAAUCAAAGCUCCAUAUGAAAUGUCCAAGAACUCUUGAAGUUUUUCAUGGUACACCAUUGAUAAAAUCAACCCUUCAUUUCCUGUCCUUGUUUCUUUUAAUUUGCAAUUUGGAUGUGGAAGUUCAUUAGCUGCCCCUUCUUUUAUGUAGUACAUGAUCUGAUUAUGUGUUUGAAACUCGAGAAUGAAAAUGGAAAUAAGAUUAAGAUUGUGAGACUA